GACUUAAAACCUGUAUGAAAACUGUUUAACAGGCAGAUUGUGUCUGAUAUCUGAACUUUCGUAGUUCAGCUAUAACGACUCAGUGACUCAAACAUAAAAGUGGAAAUUCUCACGUUUUAUUCCUAUACUUCACAUACCAGUCUGAGUUUUGUUACUAUUCGACAAUAUUGGUUGUCAUCGGUAUGCCCGAAUGUGAAAACUAUUCGUUCGAAUCUAUACUCACUCCAAAAAUGAUGAAAUAUAUUUCCUUCCCUUACCAAUUUUCCAAUGACAUCAUAUUCAAGAUUCUCUGAAACUGUUAGUGAACUCAAUGACUACACACUGCUCAAGUUAUUACAAAGAUUCAUUCACACUUGCUUAGUCGGAAAUAGAUUUCAGUUAUGCGGAGAUGGGUUGGGCAUGCACUGAGAAGACCAUUGGGGUACACCACUCGAGAGGCCAGGCACUCGAGUGGAACCAUGAUGGGAAACGUUGAGUUGGGCGUCUGAGGCAAGGGUGACAUGGAGGAGAUAGUGUGAGGAAGAAAUGAAAGGUUGUGGGCAAUCGCGGAGCCAGGUUGAAAAGACUGCAGAGAUGUGCAGAGUGGAAUGGAGACGUCCUACUCAAGGUGUAUGUUCCAAUAGGAACUCAAGGGACAAAUAAUAAAUAAUCUGUGGACUGCACAAUAAUGACCAGCAUACUUUCCACUGAAAUUCGUUUUACACACCUCAUUCACAACUACGUUCAAUUCUCAAGUGGAUUCACUCAACACAACUGGGGUCUUUUACUGGAACAAUCAACAGAAAGCAUUUUCAGAUUUAUCUAGUGGUUAAAAUCUUCCAUUUAUCCAAUGAUUUCUUGAUUCAGAAUGUAACAAUUUCUUCCUAUCAUAUACAGCUAAAUAAACAAUAAAUCUUUGAAGAAUGCCAAGAGACAGUAGUGUUCAGACAGAUUCAUCAUUGAAUCAAAGCACAUCUGGUGUGAACUUAAUCAAACUUUUCAUAAUUGUCAGUCUACCCAUUGUGGAAAUGAUCAUUACAAUCAUACUGAUGAACGUGUAGUGAGUUCCUAUAAAACACAACAUAAAAUCAAUUGAACAGUUCAGAUUUAUGUCAGAAACUCAAAGAAAAAAAGUAUAUAUCAUUUAUUUUAAUGUAAGUAUUUCAUAUUUAUCUGUUUGGGAUGAACACCUGUAACGACUAACAGUUGCAUGGUAAUAUAUUCACUCACAUUAUUCUACGACUAUUGUAACUCCUUUUCCUUGUUUCGUUCAACUCACUUAUCUGUUCAUAUUGCCCAUGUUGUAUAGAUGUUGAUUAGUUUCUGUAAUCUUGAACAACACACUCUAAAUAACCAUUGACGAUGGUGAAGGUAAGGUUGACGAGAGUUUCGAAAAGAAACACUGGAAAUCCAUUAAGAGACUUCUACACGAAUCAUUAUUUCGAUGUGAUCAAAGGCUUCUGAAAUGGAUAUUUGACUCAAUGCAAACUGUGCUGAAUCCGUAACCACAGAAAUGUCAAUUAACAGUCACUACUAAUCUCACCUUGCUUUUUCUCUUAUCGGAAUACGAAACGUGAAACUAAUAAAAAUUCACUUUGUCUUUUUUUCCCUUCUAUUCGAGUGCUUGGUCUGCAGCCUCAUGUUUGCUGUUUGGAUUGAUGCGUGGCCUACGAGCAAGGUUUCCCAUUAAUCAUGUUUUUCUACUUCUCAAUGUAAGUCAACCUAAAUAAUGUGAUUACCCUAAAGGUAUUCAUGCACUCUGUUUUGGAAUAAACUAGAUUGCUUACAGUCUUCUAUACCAUAAGCUGACAAUUUCUGUGUUGAUUAUCUACAUUUCUUAAGAUGAUAUGACAAGAUUUACUGCAUUUCUUGUCAUCACAUUCAUUCUGUUUAUACGUUGUUCAUUUGAAAUUGUUUCUGACAGUCUGUUUCCGUAGUGCAUUUAUCUCUAUCAAACAGACUGUCAUUACUUUGAAAGAUACUUAUCCAUCAUUGAAGAGUACACCGGCUAUUUGAAUAUUUGAUUGGAUCGUUGAGAAUAUCAUCAGUGAAGUAUAUUGUAAAAUCGAACGUUUCAAGUGAUAAUUUGUGCAGUAAAUCACUUCCUGUUUGUUUGUGUUUUGAAGCCAACCACUUUCUUCUCUACUAAUACAAAAUGAGUCACGAGGAGAAACAUAUACAUAGUAAUUGUUUGAUGACAACAGUGAUUGUGUGUCGGUUGAGAGGAGCAGCAGUCUUAUGCCUUAAGUUUUAUUUAGAAACGCAUUCAAGUUGACCUUAUGCAAUGCUGAUAUAAAGUUUUGUAACUUGGUGUUUCCAUCCAAACAGAGAUAACGAUAGCCGAAAAUGUAGGUUGGUCGGACAUCCUCAGCUUGAUGAUGCCAAUUGACGAAACUGUAUGCAAUGACACGUUGUAAGCUGAAACGUCUGAAGCAAGAUUCACAUCAGAACGGCAUCAAGGAGUACUCUUACCAAUAUACAGCGAUCUAGAUUUCGAUGUGAUUUUCCAAAUCCCAUCAGUCUCCCUUCCACUAUCCAGCAAUGUAAAAGCCCAUGUCAACAAACCUUUUGACAGAUUCUACUGAUUCACCACCAAGGGUCAGUACAGGUAUGUGCUGCUGCCAAAUUAUUAGGAAACUGAUUGAAAGCAACUCAGGCAGUUUGCAUAAUGCCUCUCUGUGAAACAAAAUCUUCGCAUACAGAAGGUUGAGAAAGCUUUCACCUCGAAGAAGGUCAACACGAACACUAAACACUUUUUCACAGCUGUCUCAAAAUCAUCAUCAAUGGCAAACGGAGAGAGGAGUCAGAAAUCUAAGACAGAUCAAAAACCCAACUACUGAGAACAAUGAUGAAAAUGGAUUGUGUAUCGUAACCCCUUUUUAUGUGUCGAAUUAUGAGACUUUCAAAAUGUUAAUAAACCUUACUGAACUGCCACCCGUAAUCGCACACUUUCUUACAGUCAGUUUCACCAGCUAGCCCUACUCAACCAGUUCAAAUCAGCCUUCAAAUGGAAAAAAGAAAGAUCUCUAGUUUGUAGUGUGCAUGACAGCUCACCAAAUUUAUGGAGAAUAGUAAAUGCAUGAUUUGUGCAUUUGUAACAUACACACGGAGUUGUACACAGUCUGCUGGGAAUGAAACAGGCAAAUGUGACUGUGUUACUGGCGUAGAAUGGUAACCCGAUGAUUAUCCCAAAACUUUCAUUCAGUUUCCAAGGACACUAACAAUGAUGACUUAUUUCGAGAGAGUCAUCAUACCUUCAGUUUUCCACACAAACAAUGUAAUCAACACUGUGAAAACAGUGUCAUUCUCAUACUUGAAAUAGUCAGUUAUCUGGACAAGGUGUUCUUCAUAGGCUUCCAGUUCAUUGGUUGGAUAGGUGUUUACAAAUUACUGUGCUACAUGUUGGUUCACAUCUCACCACUUUAUCUAAUAGGAGUUCUGAUAACAAUUUUACUUCCUUGUAUCUCUACCACUGUGGUCCGUGAAUCCGGAAGUCGACAUUUACAUGAUAUCAUGUACUUCACACAGAAAGGUAACAUGAAGGAACUGCAACUUACAAAUUAAGGUUACUUAUAAACCUACAUUAACUUUGUAAUUUGAUCAUGCUUGCUUCAUUAAAUUCAUGUAGACAUGAAUAUGCUUUAGAUGUAAUCAGUAUAAAGUUGUUAGACGCUUUGUCAACUUCGAGUUUAAGAAGCAACAUGCUCAAUAUUCAGCAACUAGACAUUCAUGUGUUCAUCUUGGUACAUUACUUACUGAUUUCCUCAGUAAUCUAAUCUUUCCUACAUGGCGUAAGUACAUAACAUAACAUACCAUAACAGUUAGGGUAUACAAUUCUGCCUACCACAUUACUGACUAUCUACUCAAAUAUUCAGUUUCUCACUUCUAUAAAUACACCUCGACAUAAUUAGUGAAGUGACAGUUGCAAGAAAAGAAAAGAUAAACUUUUCAGUCUGACUAACAUAUAUUUUAACUGUAAUUGGUAAUCUAAUCAUUUUGUAAUCAUUUUACUUCAAACACUAGACUCAACUCAUGUGUUAUGCAUUCAUACCACCAGUGUUGCGUAUUCGAUUGGAAUUCAUUCUAACAUCCUUCCUUAUUGCAACAGUAUUCAUACUUAUCAUGAUAAUCAUUGGAUUAAACAUUCAAAUCAAAUUUUUUCGAGUUUGGUUAUUCGUCGUGAUUUGCAGUUGGUUUGGAGUCUUCUUCAUUAUAUGCAUUUGUCUCUAUUUUUACAACUUUUGCAAAAUACUCUGUCCUCUCCUGAUUGUUGGCUACCUCCCAUUCAUUGUACCAAUUCUCUUACGCAUUGGUCAACUGCUGAGACCAGACUACACUGAGCGCAUGUUCGAUUCUCACUACAUGUUGGCAUCACUCACAAUAUCAAUAAUAUUCUUCUUCACUUUCUACUUAACUGUUGUGCAAUUUUCUCAUUGUAUUCUAUUCAAAUGUAAUGAAACUUCAGUUAACCAAACAUGUGCACACUAUUCAGAAAAUGUAUCCCUUUCUAAUAAACUUUCCUUACCCAAUCAUUCUGCAUAGUUCACUUGAAUGUCUAGCCUAUCUAUUCAAUUGUACAAUUUCAGAAUAUAACCACUGAAGUUACUGUGAUAAGCC
Molecule: messenger RNA, 4596 nt
Organism: Heterobilharzia americana
Lineage: Eukaryota; Metazoa; Platyhelminthes; Trematoda; Strigeidida; Schistosomatidae
Source: the annotation of a GenBank genome assembly